Molecule: messenger RNA, 1045 nt
Organism: Phycodurus eques (leafy seadragon)
Lineage: Eukaryota; Metazoa; Chordata; Actinopteri; Syngnathiformes; Syngnathidae
Gene: mettl5
Product: methyltransferase 5, N6-adenosine
Exons: 7
Coding region: 8-634 (208 amino acids)
Biological process (GO): rRNA methylation
Molecular function (GO): rRNA (adenine-N6-)-methyltransferase activity; nucleic acid binding
Source: RefSeq, a predicted model, not a curated record
GCACACAAUGAAACUUAAAGAAUUGGAAAGUUGUCUACAACAAGUGGAUACGUUUGAAAAGCCCAAAAUCCUUCUGGAGCAAUAUCCAACGAGUGCACAUAUUGCUGCGUGCAUGCUUUACACGAUACACAACACGUUUGAUGAUAUUGAGGCUAAACUCGUGGCAGACCUGGGAUGUGGCUGUGGGGUUCUCAGCAUCGGUGCGGCGAUGCUUGAAGCAGGGUUAUGCGUCGGUUUCGACAUUGACAACGACGCGUUGGACAUUUUCAAAAGAAAUGCAGAUGAAUUUGAGCUUUCCAACGUUGAUCUGGUCCAGUGUGAUUUGUGUUCAUUGAGGGAAGAAGACUUAAACAACUCUUUUGACACUGUCAUCAUGAAUCCCCCUUUUGGAACAAAACACAACCAGGGUAUGGACAUGAAGUUUUUGAGAGCUGCUAUAACAAUGGCUAAUACCGCUGUGUAUUCACUCCAUAAAACAACAACACGUGAGCACAUACAAAAGAAGGCCAAUGACUGGGGAGUGAAGAUGGAAGUCAUUGCAGAACUGAGAUACGACUUGCCAGCUUCUUACAAGUUUCACAAAAAGAAAUCGGUCGACAUUCAGGUGGACUUUCUACGGUUCUCCAAAGCCUGAAGAUUUUGAUUGGAAUGAACUUGUUUGCCACUGUAUAGAAUAAAUGUUUUCUCCAAAAGAAAUUCAGUGUAUGGCCUUACUAAGAUCCGUUUUCAGUUUUGGCCACCUUUGCCGCAGGACCAUCAGCUUCUUCAAGUUCCCUCUUCGGGGCCACAGGUGCUAGAGGAAAAGCAGAAUUAAUUAACAUUGUUGAAAAAUCUUAUUAUAUACAAAUAUAUGAUCAAGCCUUGAAAUAUGCUCAAUUACCAUCCUCAUCAUCACUAUCAAACUUCGUCUUCUUGCCCUGGUAUUGAGUUCUGCCUUGAUCUCUUCCCCCUUUUCCUUUUCGACCUCCUCUUCCUCUGCCGCCAGAUUUUCCUCUGCCUCCUUUAAGAGAGACAAUAUUGUAAUUAAAGCGCUGAUAAAGAAAUG